AUGGAAGCCGAUCAUGACAAUUCUGAAUCUGAGAGUGAUGAGUCUGAUGAAGAAUCAGAGUAAGCUAAUUUGAUUAUUAAAUAACCGAAUACAGUCAACACAAAGGAAAUCUCAGCUGUCCAGAUGGGGAAGGAUUCCCAUGGAAGUACAUUUUUUUGGAUAUAAAAGGGACAAGGGCUGAUGUAGUUCAUCAUUAUGUAGUCUAAUUGAUAUAAUGUAUGCUAUUUAUAUACUUCUCAUAGGUUACUGACAAUGGAUGACGAAAACUUGAGGACCAUACCAAAACACGUUGUAUUUUUGUUGCAGCUGCUUGCUGUUGUUGCUCCGUUUCUGUCAUUUGUGCAAAGCUGACAACCCUCUAGUGGAAACAAGAGAAGUUCGCUCAAAAGCUGUGGUCACAACGAUAAUUUGCAACCCAAAGUGCCCACAGAACACAACAAUGUGGCAUAGUCAACCUAUGAUGCCUGGAACCAAAAUUUCUACUGGGAAUGUCCUUGUAUGUAUGGCUACUCUACUCGGUGGUGGUUCUUUUUCAAAAGUUACACAGAUAUUUCUACACAUGGGCCUCGGUUGUGUAUCUCUGAGUACAUACUUCGGUUAUGAAAAGGUUUGUAAAUUAUGUGCAAACACUAUAUUUAGCAAACAAUAG
Molecule: messenger RNA, 649 nt
Organism: Paramuricea clavata
Lineage: Eukaryota; Metazoa; Cnidaria; Anthozoa; Malacalcyonacea; Plexauridae
Source: the annotation of a GenBank genome assembly